AACCUGCGUCACUUUUGGCCAAAUGGAGCACUGUACUUUACUUCAUCCGUCGGUCAAACUCUAACGUGUGAUUCGUGUGAAAAAUAUUUUUGGUCUCACUAUGUGCCAGAACAGUCAAACUCCUAAAAGUGCACAAUUACUUUCUUUCAUGGUGUCGAGUAUGAUUUUAUUUUAAUUUUAUAUUGAGUCCAAAGUAAAGGAUUUAUUCGUGUCAAGGAAAGGAGAAGGACGUGUAUUUUUUUAAAACCUCUUUAUAGGUCAAAAACAACAACAACAACAGCAUUUACAUGUUUCUGGUGGGGUUAACGGGAGGAAUCGCCUCAGGAAAGAGCACCGUGUCCUCUCAGCUCAGGGAACUUGGCUGUCCUGUCAUCGACGCCGAUGUCGUGGCCAGGAAAGUGGUGGAGCCUCAGACCCGAGCGUACCGGCUCCUCGUGCAGCAUUUCGGGCAGGAGGUUCUGCUGGAGAACGGUGAGAUAGACAGGCAGAAGCUCGGCCAGAUCAUCUUCUCCAACCCUGAGAAACGCAGAGUGCUUAACUCCAUCACACACCCCGAGAUCCACAGAGCCAUGCUCAAACAGAUCCUGUACUACUUCAUCCGAGGGUACCGUUAUAUCAUUUUGGACGUACCUCUGCUGUUCGAGACGCGUCGUCUCACUCGCUUAAUGAAGCACACGGUGGUUGUCUACUGUGACCCCACCACUCAGCUGGCUCGGCUCAUGCAGCGUGACGGUCUUAGCCGGGAGGAGGCAGAGCAGCGCAUUGCUGCCCAGAUGCCCCUGAGCGAGAAGCGUGGGCUGGCCAGGCAUGUAAUCGAAAACUCUGGCUCGCGCGAGGACACACAUCGCCAGGUCCUGCGCUUACACACCGUGCUGGACGACUCCAUGGAGUUCCUGCCCAUCAGAGCCGUUGCCGUGGCAGCCGUUGCCGGGCUGGGAGGCCUCUUUCUGUACAUGGUUAAACUUCUAGCAUCCUAGCCAUCAAGUGCAAAAACGUUUUAUAUAGCUAAUGUACUUUAUGUGCAGAAAUGAUGUUUAAAGGGAUCAAGCCCAGGACUUCCAUACUAGCACAAGUAUUCAAGUAUUACAAUACGGGGUGAAAAUGUCACUUAUAUAUAUAUAUAUAUAUAUAUAUAUAUAUAUAUAUAUAUAUAUAUAUAUAUAUAUAUACACAUAUAUAUAAAACACGAUUUUAUGUAACACCAUUCCCGUCAGUUCUGUACUGUUUUAUUUAAUUUUUUAAAAACAGUAUUUUUAAUAAUGUGUAGUGCAGAAUGGAUUUUUAGGCCAAUUCAUUAGUUUGUGCUGUACACCAAAGACAUUUUGGGUGUGAGAUCAGAACAUAGGAGGCGCACAGUGGCCCUUGGAAUUGCUCCCCAGUCCAAAGACAUGCAUGGUAGUUUGAUUGGCAUGUCCAAAGUGUCUGUAGUGUGUGAAUGUGUGUGUGAGUGUACCCUGCGAUGGAUUGGCACUCCGUCCAGGGUGUACCCCGCCUUGUGCCCCAUGCUCCCUGAGAUAGGCUCCAGUUUCCCCACGUCCCUAAAGGAUAAACGGUAUAGAAGAUGGAUGGAUGGAUGGCUGGAUGGAUGGAAACAUGGAUAUGAGAUGAGAAUUUCAUCUUUUAGUCCCCGGUAUUUACAUCUAAACCUGUUAAACGUCAUAAAACACAGAGCCUUUUGUUUCAGACCACACAAUUUGCAGGCAAGCAAAAGUAUAGGAACAGACAAGUCUGUUGAAGUUACAGUGUUUCCCACAGGUUCAGAACCACAGGUUGUGGUGGUGGUGGUGGUUGGUGCGGCGUGUGACGGAGCGGGUUCAGUAAUAAACCUGUCAAACAAAGGUUUAUUAAUAAACUAUUUAUUGUAAACGAAUGACCACUCAAAAUAAAUCACUACUAGCUAUACGUCAACAUAAAUACCUCCAAAAUGUAUUAAAGAACAAAACAAUGAUUUUUGACAAACAUGUCAAAAUAAAUAACUUUCGAAAUAAAUAAGUAUUUACAUUAUGGAGAGUGCACGUGUGUGUGUGUGUGUGAGAGAGAGAGAGAGAGAGAGAGGGAGCGAGCAGUGGUGGUCGAGAGACCUAGACAGUGAAUGAAGAGAGAGAGAGUUCAAUUCGGUGUCGAGGCGUUUACACAUUAAAUACGAAAAGUUUUUUUGAGUUUUUUUAGGCAUCCAAUACACAAAGUGCUAAGUGUGGUGUUUUUAUUAUCGAGCUAGGAAAAAAAAGUUAACUUACUGUACCUCAGAAACCUCGCUGCUAACCUCCAGUUGAAUUUUGACGUACCAAUUGACUCGCUGUGGCACGCGCGCCUGACAUGCGCAGUGUCUUGAGGAAGGGGUGGGUGUUUGAAUCUCGUUCAGCGGUAUGAACGAAUCUUUUUUCGAGUCAUUUCGUUCAUUUCAGCAGAAUAUAUUAAAAUGUUACAUGUUCAAUUCCCCAACACAUCUAGAACUUAUGCAAACGUUGAUCACAUUUGGAAUAAAAAAAAUAAACUACCUUUGGAUCUCAAACCCAAAUAUCCUCAGUCUACAGCAAAAAAAAAAAAAGAACAAAAAUUUUUUUGGUCUUUCCGCUCUAAUAGUUUCUGAGGGGACUGUAGACACUUGCCCUUGAGCCAUGUUUAGUGUCUGAUGUUUGCUUUUCGAAGCAUUGGGGCUAAAGUAGCUAACAAGUAAUGGAAGUCUCAUCCAAAAUCUCAACAAAUACAUGCCUGCAUCCUUCAAACCACAUCGUGAAGCUAUAUGCAUUCAGUUUGUAAUUCUCAGCAGCAGGACUGACAUAUUUCUGGUACAAUUCUGGUAUAAAACUUUGAGAAGUGGGGCUUGAACCUAAACUAGAUUUUUAAAAAUUUUUAUUUUAAGUAUACAUUUAAGGGUAUAAGUCUAUAAGGGAAGAUGAGGAGAGGUGGAAUGGAAGAUGGUGUGUCAAAAGAGUAUUCAAACACAGUCUUCAUAUCGAACCACACUCAUUUGCAUAUUAGCCUUUUUCUGUUAAUUGAGUUCUCUCAUUUUCCAUGAAAUUAUUUAUUGUUCUGUAUAUAGUUCUGAGUAAUUGACUGCACUGAAGUGCACUAAUGGAAGUCAAGCUAGUUAACACACUUUACAGUGUAUAUAAAUGAAGCUGAUGUUGAAAUGAGUCAUUCCUGAAGUACCUGAUGUAAAAACACUGUGAUUUAUGCACAUGAACACUAUCACCUUCUCUGUUCAGUUAUUUAUAGGAACAGUUUCAUUUUGAUGUUGAACUGACACAUUAAACAGGUUUCAACACAA
Molecule: messenger RNA, 3271 nt
Organism: Ictalurus punctatus (channel catfish)
Lineage: Eukaryota; Metazoa; Chordata; Actinopteri; Siluriformes; Ictaluridae
Gene: dcakd
Product: dephospho-CoA kinase domain containing
Exons: 5
Coding region: 288-977 (229 amino acids)
Biological process (GO): coenzyme A biosynthetic process
Molecular function (GO): ATP binding; dephospho-CoA kinase activity
Source: RefSeq, a predicted model, not a curated record